AAUUGCUUCGAAGCGUUUUCGCUCACCAGCCAUGGCCUCCAAGGCUCUGCGUUCUUCUUCAUCCGCUGUUUCUGCUUCAGAAGGUAAGCUCUCCUCUCUCUUCACAUACCCACGCCGACAAUAUCCCAGAAGUCGAAAUCCCCCGCAAGAACCCAUCGUUAAAAUCUCGCCUCCGCCACAAAAGUCCAAUCUUUCAGACGACACCGAAGAAGACCAAACUCGACUCGCCCUUUUCCUUGAAAAGAAGUGUAAAUCAGGGGACUUCACUGUGGACGAAGCGCUCCACCAUUUCGACCGCAUGAUCUCUAUGCAACCUGCCCUUCCCACUUCGUCGUUUCGCUUGCUAUUGGGUGCACUAGCUAAGAAGAAGAGCCAUUAUUCUACUGUUAUUUCGCUCCGCGCAAAGCUGGAAUCUGCGGGGUUAUUGUCUGAUUAUAUUGUGCUCAACAUUUUGUUGAAUUGCUUCUGUAAUGCGAGGCGGGUUGCUGAUGGUUUCGCCGUUUUGGGGGUAAUUUUUCGGAGAGGCCAUUGCCCGAAUACUGUCAGUUACACUCAGUUGGUGAAGGGGUUGUGCUUAGAACAUAAAAUCAGCGAGGCAGUUGGCUUGUUUAUGAAAAUGUUUCGUUCAGGUGGCAGGCCGAAUUCUGUGACUUAUUGCACAUUGAUUAGUGGGUUAUGUAGGAGUGGUAAUACGAGCGUGGCACUCAAGUUACAUCAAGACAUGGUGAGUAGCAAUGGCAAGUAUAGUGUCUUUUGCAAGCCUAAUCUAGUUUCUUAUAGUGCCAUCAUUGAUGGACUUUGCAAAGAUGGGUCGUUAGAAGAGGCUAGAAAACUUUUCUUGGAGAUGAAACUUAGUGGUAUUUCGCCAGAUGUAGUUGUUUACAGCUCUCUGAUACAUGGUUCUUGCAGCAUCGGACUGUACAAGGAAGCCAAUGUUCUGCUUAAUGAGAUGGUAGAUAAAAAAAUCCCACCUAGCACAGUCACAUUUAAUUCAUUGAUUGAAGCUCUUUGCCAAGAGGGAAACUUGAAAGAAGCCAAAAAUGUGCUCAAAGUAAUGAUUGAAAGUGGUGUUGAGCCUGACAUGUUUACGUAUAACACAAUUAUGUGCGGCCUGUGCUUUGCUGGCAAGAUUGAUGGGGCAAGGGAACUGCUUGUUCAAAUGGUGAGUAAAGGUUGUCCAAUUGAUGCAGUCAGCUACAAUGUGCUGAUCAAUGGUUAUUUCAAUCAGGGAAGUACCGAAGAAGCCAUAAGUACGUACAAGGAGAUGAUUAAUGAAGGAGUUAAGCCAACGGUUGUCACCUUUAGUACACUAAUGAAGGGUUCCUUCCAGAAAGGUAGGGUUGGUGAUGCAAGGAAUUGGUUUAAAGAAAUGAAACGUCAUGAAGUGGAACCUAAUACAAGCACAUUCACCAUACUUAUUGAUGGACUUUGCAAAAAUAAUUGCCUCUCAGAGGCAUUAGAUUUGUUUCAUUCUCAAGAUCUCAACAUAAAGCCAAGUGUACAGACCUUCAAUUCCCUCAUUGAUGGGUUGUGUAAGGCAGGGGAUCUUGAAGCUGCAUGGGACUUAUUCCACAGGUUACAGAAGGAUGGGUUAGCACCAACUGCUGUAACAUACUCUAUCAUGAUCCAUGGACUCUGCCGACAAGGUCAACUUGAAGAGGCAAAUGAGUUAUUUAUGAAAAUGGAAGCCAAUGGUUGUCCUCCAACUGUUGUCACAUUCAACACACUGAUGCAUGGUUUUUGUCAAAAUAAUGAGAUUGUCGAGGUGAUUGAGCUGCUUAAAAAAAUGGCAGAGAGAAGUAUUUUACCAGAUGACAUUACGACAUCUAUGGUAGUUGACAUGCUAUCAAAGGAUGAAAAUUAUAAGGAGUAUCUCAAUUUACUUCCUACAUUUUCUGCUUGAAAGCUAUUGGAAGAAGACCCUUUUCAGUCAUCGGCAUGCUGUUUGCAUAAAGACUGCACUGCAACUGUCAAAAUAUAGAUCCUGAUCUUGAGCUCCUUGGAAGUUGGAACAAAUCUAUGCUUAUUUUCAACUCCCCAAAGCAUUUUGUCGCUUACUACAUGGACUUUCUGGGCCAACAAACAUUUGGAAUCUACCUUAUGGUCUUUGAGUUGUUGUAAAACGGGGGAAGACCAAGCAGCAGAUUGGGAAAGAAGUGGGCAUGUUGGGUGAGAUUUUGGGGACCAUUGCUAAACAUUUGGAGUUAGCACGCUUAAAAGUUUCAUGAAGUGGGGAUGAGUACCUGAAAAAGUGAAGGGUGUGAUGGUGGGAAUUCUCGAGGUAGUUAACACCCUGAUUAAUUAUAAUAUAGCUUUUGAUUCUUAUUCAAGUAAAGGUCUGGGUUCUUGAGUCAUACAUUUUGCCUGCUUCUUUUGCAGUCUUAUUUUGAAUAUACUGAAAUUCAGUACUCGAGGAAAUGGAUUGAGAAAUCACUCGGUACAGUGGAGGAAAUAUAAAAGUGAUUGGGAGGCAUGCAAUUAUGAUAAUAUAUCAUUUAACCUAAGUUACGGCUAGCGUGAGGAGAGACCAUGGGCAAGCCUUGUCAUCUUCAGGAACUCUGGUCAAGGCAACGCAUUAAACUUUCAAAUGCUGUCUCAAAGUAUAAUAAUUUUUCAGCCUCUUGCAUCAAAGUACUCAGCAAACUUGAACCCAAAGAGUUCAUCACAACAAAUAAUCAUACAAACUCAGAUUAGAUGAAGAGGAUGGUAGAUGCACUGCAGAUGGUAAGAGGUGGGAUCAAAGUUUCGCCCCGGUGGCUAUGGCUCCAAGUCCACCACUGGGCAGAUGACCAAGUGCUGUUGCAACCUCCGAUCUAUCACCGCCAUUGACGAUAAGCUCAAGCUUUAAACGAUUUUCGUGGUUAUACGGUCAAUUUAGGCAAACUCUUUGAUAAUGAUUAUGAUCAGAUGCAAUGUCGGGUCUCAGAUCUGAGAUGGAUCGUGUGCUGGCAAAGUUCAGCGCGAGGCUGGUGCUCCCUGGUGGAGCCUCAAAACCACUGAGAGAGCCAGUGCUUGCAUUGUCUCCGAGUGUCCCGCUUUGGAGAUCAUGGUCAGGGCAGUCAAUCUUAGCUCGUAAACUCCGCCCACUUGCAAGAUACCACUAGCAUUUUCUUUGCACAUGCGAAUUGAAAUUGUCAAAUUUGGGGACUGGGGUUUAAUGGGGAAAUAUGGGUUUUUGGAGCAAAUUAAUGGGCACGUAAGUGGCAUGAGCUGUUUGAGACAUUUUAA
Messenger RNA from Rhodamnia argentea, 3228 nucleotides. Its product is annotated as putative pentatricopeptide repeat-containing protein At1g12700, mitochondrial. Bases 32 to 1903 code for a protein of 623 amino acids. The transcript has 4 exons. The record is from RefSeq and is a predicted model, not a curated record. Lineage: Eukaryota; Viridiplantae; Streptophyta; Magnoliopsida; Myrtales; Myrtaceae. Gene Ontology annotation, molecular function: protein binding.